UUGAAACACAUAACCCGCUGCCAACACAGACAGCAGGUAUGUAAACCUGCGGUUGUUUGAGUGAUUAAAUUAGGGCGCGUUGGCUCCGCUGCGCCCACUUCUGCGUGUCUCGCGCUCAAACCUCAUGAAUAUUAAACAGGCGUCGGACGCAAUAAAACCCACUCCCCCUCCCCUCCUCCCUCUCCAUCCGGCACCGACAGCACAGCAUCCACCAGCUGAACUCUCCGCCGGGCUUCCAUCGGAACCCUUCGCUCCGUGACUGAAGACACCGAGGGUUUGGUUUUAUUUAUUCAUUUUAUUCUGUAUUUAUUUGUCGCGGCGAGGAUAAUAGAAGGAGAAAAAUGGCUCUGAGAGGACUGCUCUCCCGUCUCCUCCGGACUCAACUUAGACAAACCUGCCAGCAAAGCAGGGCUCAGUCUGUGGCCAUACUGGGAGCCCCGUUCUCCAAAGGACAGAAAAGAGGAGGAGUGGAGCACGGACCCAAAGUUAUCAGAGACGCGGGUCUCGUCGAGAGGCUGUCCAGCUUGGACUACUCUGUUCAUGACUUCGGGGACCUCAGCUUCCACCUCCCGGAGACGGACGAGCCCCACAUGGACGUGAAGUCCCCGAGAAGCGUGGGCGGCGCCAGCCAAAAGCUCUCCCGCGCAGUGAGCAGAGCCGUCGGCGCCGGGCACACUCUGGUCAUGUUGGGGGGAGACCACAGCCUCGCCAUUGGAUCAGUGAGCGGCCACGCCCAGCAGUGCCCCGAUCUGUGUGUCAUCUGGGUCGACGCUCAUGCAGAUAUAAACACGCCCAUGACGUCGCCGACAGGAAACCUCCACGGCCAGCCGGUGGCGUUCAUGCUCAAAGAGCUGCAGGACAAGAUGCCUGACAUCCCUGGAUUCUCCUGGACUAAACCGUUCCUCUCUUCACGGGAUCUGGUGUACAUCGGACUCCGGGACGUCGACCCUGGAGAGCACCACAUCCUAAAGAGCCUGGGCAUCCAGUACUUCACCAUGAGGGAUAUUGACAGACUAGGCAUCCAGAGGGUCAUGGAAGUCGCUCUGGACCAUCUUCUGGCAAGGAAACAGCGACCGAUCCACUUAAGCUUCGACAUUGAUGCGUUUGACCCGUCUCUGGCUCCUGCCACAGGAACGCCGGUCAACGGUGGAUUGACCUACAGAGAGGGGAUCUACCUGACAGAAGAGAUUCACAACACAGGUCUGCUGUCGGCCAUCGACCUGGUGGAAGUGAACCCCAUCCUGGGGGCAAACCAGGAAGCGGUGGAGGCCACCGCGUCCUUAGCGGUGGACGUCAUCGCGUCGUCUCUGGGCCAGACGAGAGAGGGCGCUCACGCCUCCAGCCCUGCGGAGAAAAGCGACACGGAGCAGCUCUGCCUCUGAGAGCUCUGAGAAUCGAAAUCUUUCUGAACUUUAAGCCAUGACUGACCAUUCCAUUGUUUUUACUUUCUGCAGUUGUUUAAACUCUGGUGGAAAGCGAGGGAAUUUCUGGAUCCGUAAGCAAAAGAACAAAACGAAAGGGCUUUAAGUGUCUUCAUGUUGGUCAUGCUGAGGAAAGCCUGUAACAUGAUUUGUAAGGACUGGACGGUUUGAUGAAACUGCUGCUUAUCUGAAAAGCAAUACUAAUCCACUUUUGUUUAUUUGUAUGGAGUGUUUUAAAAUAUUAGGAGGUACUGGCCUCAAAGGCAUGAAAUAGUUUCACUUUCUUUAAAGUUCACAGUCUGAUGUGGACUCUUAUUGUUUCGUGGCUGUGCCAGAUAGUUUAAAACUGCUGUAGUAACAUCACUUAUUACUUUUGGACCAGCUGUGGUUACUGUAUUGAGUUUACAAUGGUAGCAGUACAUGCACUUUAAAUAUUUAAAAGAUUAUUAAAAACAACAACAAAAAAACAAAACAACAUUUAGCAUUCAGUCAAACGCUGGGGGAAAGACUCGUGGCGGCUUGUUGCUUCUACUUUAAGAUGAAGACUUAAUGAUUAUUUGCAAAGAGAACUUAUUUUGGUCUUCUAUGAUGAGUGUGAAUAAAUGUUGGUUUGUAUACA
Messenger RNA from Poeciliopsis prolifica (blackstripe livebearer), 2040 nucleotides. RefSeq names its product arginase 2 (gene arg2). Gene Ontology annotation, cellular component: mitochondrion; cytoplasm. NCBI's taxonomy places the organism in Eukaryota, Metazoa, Chordata, Actinopteri, Cyprinodontiformes, Poeciliidae. Gene Ontology annotation, molecular function: manganese ion binding; arginase activity. Bases 342 to 1382 code for a protein of 346 amino acids. The record is from RefSeq and is a predicted model, not a curated record. The transcript is spliced from 8 exons.